AUUUUAUUUAAAAAAUUUUUAUUUAUAUAAUGUUUUAUUUUUUUCGAGGACAUGUGUAAAUAUUUAUAAUAUCUCCAAUUGUGCUACUUCAUUAUUUUCGAAACUUGUUCUCUAAGUAUGUCUAUACCAUAAUAUUUCCUGAAUUAUCAAAGGAAAUUUUUGAAUUUGCCGAUUUGAUUAACUAUACUGUUUUCUUCUCUUACAGCAUUAUAUUUUUUUAACUAGAAGUUGAAAUACAAUUGAUGCCAUUUGUUUAAAAUACUUAAUGUAUAACCAUUAUCCGUCUGUCAUACAUUUCAUGAUUUUCACAAUUGGUAAGAAACGAACAUUUGUUUCUUGUCGAUGUAAUUACGUUAUAGAGGAAAGAAAAAGUUGCAGAAAAGGUUACCACGAAGUGAGCUAUUUUUUUUAGGUAUACGUUACCUUUGAUACUUUUCUGUCCAAGUGUACAUUAUCUAUUCAAAAUUAUAGUGUAUCUAUAUAAUGAGUUUUAUCUCGACUUACAGUCGCGACUUAUAAUAGUGAUUGAUCCAUGUUCAUUUGAGUGGGGACGCACCGUGUAGGGAUGAACUUCAAGUUUGCGGACAAUGCACUCUCAUUUCUUUCUCAACUAAAGUAGCCAACAAAUGUGCACAUACAUUGAUCUACAUUUUUUUAUGUUCUAAAAACUUGAUAAAUGACAAUUACAAGUACUAUCAGCCCGGUGCUGAAAAUUGGUCUCCGAUUUCUCGGUAUUUGGCCGGGUGUCCCAUAUUCUAUUAUUUAUUGGUUGAGUUUAACGUUAAGCACAAUAAUUAUGCAGUAUUUCCAGUAUUGGUAUAUCAUUAAACAUCUAAAGAUUAGCGAGCUCUCAAAUCUUAUUGACGGUUUAACUGUAACUUUAGAUUACAGUUUGACAAUUUUUAAAUUAAUUGGUUUGUGGCUACAUCGACGAGUUUUUCAUCAACUUCUGGCUGCUAUGGAUAAUGAUUGGCGCGAAUGUAUCAAAUUUGAUCAACAUUUGUAUAUAAUGACUAUUAACGCUAAUAUAUCGCAUUUCUUUUCUAAUGCUAUAUUGAGUGUCGUUACGAUUUUUGCGAUAUUUUAUCUUUUAGGCGAAUACGUAAUUCGCUUCGUAUUCUUAAUUGAAGAUCAGAAUGACACUUUACAGUUUCCUAUAAAGAUAUAUUUUCCUUUCGAAACUCAACAAUGGCUUGUGUUUGAGUUUCUGUUUGUAACAAUAUUUUUUCAUGUGAUACUACAAGUCUGUGUGCUUUGCUUAAUAAAUGGAUUAAUUUUUACUUUGGUGCUACAUGUAAGCGGGCAAAUUGAUAUCAUGUGUCACGAAUUCAAAAAUAUUUCUAAGAGUAUUUUUCUUCAUAAAUCUUCCGCGACUUUAUUUGGAAUGUUAAUCGAAAGACAUAACAGAAUUAUUUCAUUUUCUGAAAAUAUUGAGAAAUUUUUUUCGUUCAUUGCACUGAUGCAAGUUGUUUGGAAUACUUUAGUUAUUUGUUGUUUAGGAUUUAUCAUCAUAAUUUCUUUUCAUAAUGGAACUGAUGUUUUUAUAACAAUAAAAACCAUUUUUGCCUAUGUUGCUGUAACAUUUGAAGUCUUUAUUAUUUGUUUCAUCGGAGAUCAUCUUAGAUUAAAAGGUGAAUUAAUUGCUAAUGCAACGUAUGAUUCGCUGUGGUAUAAUAUGUCACCCCGUCAAAAUAAAAUUAUAUUAUUUAUAAUAAUAAGAUCUCAGAAGCGAUUAAUAAUAACGGCAGGAAAAAUGAUGGACAUGUCACUCGAAACUUUUACAAAUAUCAUGAAGGCUUCAGUGUCGUAUGCAUCCGUCUUGAAUGCUAUGUAUUGAUCCAAAAAAGAACGCAGUAUGAUUUUAUUAAAAUCGUAAAAUAAUUAAUGUCAAUAUGUAAUUAAAGUCAAUAUGUAAAAGAAUAUCAGUUAGAUGUAAUUUAAAU
Monomorium pharaonis (pharaoh ant) is the source of this 1943-nucleotide messenger RNA. Its product is annotated as odorant receptor 13a. Gene Ontology annotation, molecular function: olfactory receptor activity; odorant binding. The record is from RefSeq and is a predicted model, not a curated record. NCBI's taxonomy places the organism in Eukaryota, Metazoa, Arthropoda, Insecta, Hymenoptera, Formicidae. The coding region runs from base 677 to 1837 and encodes 386 amino acids. The transcript has 6 exons. Gene Ontology annotation, cellular component: plasma membrane. Gene Ontology annotation, biological process: detection of chemical stimulus involved in sensory perception of smell; sensory perception of smell.